AUGGAUCAUCUAAAGAGGACAUUUGCACAAUGCAAGAAAGAAGGAAGAUCCGCAUUGGUAACAUACAUCACUGCUGGCUUCCCUCAAGCACAUGAUACUGUUGAUAUUCUAUUGGGGAUGGAGGCUGGUGGUGCCGAUGUUAUUGAAUUAGGUAUUCCGUUCACAGAUCCUACUGCGGAUGGACCUACGAUUCAAAAAGCAAAUACUCAAGCUUUGAAGAAUGGAAUAACAGUUACUUCGGUUUUACAAAUGGUACGGGAUGCAAGAAAGAAGGGAUUAAGAGCUCCGGUUCUUUUCAUGGGUUACUACAACCCUUUCCUGAGUUACGGAGAGGAAAGAUUAUUAAAGGACUGCCGAGAAGCUGGUGUCAAUGGAUUCAUCGUCUGUGAUCUUCCACCAGAAGAGGCAGUGAGCUUCAGAAAGUUUUGCACAAGCGGAGGAUUAUCCUACGUUCCUCUCAUCGCUCCUUCGACUUCCGAAUCCCGAAUGAAGCUUCUGUGCAAGCUUGCAGACUCUUUCAUAUAUGUUGUUUCAAGAAUGGGUGUUACUGGAGCCACGGGAGGUUCGAUGGACGCUGGUUUGGAAGGUUUAUUGAAAAGAGUCAAAGAAUACUCAGGAAACGUUCCAGCCGCUGUAGGAUUCGGUGUUAGCACAAGAGACCAUUUCUUACAGGUCGCAAAAAUCGCCGAUGGAGUUGUUAUCGGAAGUCAAAUCAUCAACACCGUCAAUCAAGCACCUGCCGGAAACAUCGCAAAAAGUGUCGAAGAAUACUGUGCGGAAGUUUGUGGGAGAAGGGGUGCUCCAAGUGAGGGUGAGAGUCUGACUAGAGAGGUUGGAAUGGCCGAGACAAUGGGUGUUGCCCAAGAGCCCAGCGGAGAGAAUGUUACUGUCGAUGCCGUUGUUAGAGACGAAGACAGAUCAGGACCCGGUUUAGCUGAUCAGAUCGAGGCCUUAAAUACCAAUGGCCCCAUAGAUCCAAAAAUUGCAUCUCAAAAAUUUGGAGAAUUUGGUGGACAAUACGUACCAGAGGCGCUUAUGGAUUGUUUAUCAGAGCUUGAAGCAGGUUUCAAUGCAAUCAAGGACGAUCCAGCAUUCUGGGAAGAAUACCGAACAUAUUAUCCGUGGAUGGGACGACCAGGUCAAUUACAUGAGGCUGAAAGACUCACUGAAUACGCUGGUGGUGCAAAGAUCUGGUUGAAGAGAGAAGAUCUGAACCAUACCGGAAGUCACAAGAUCAACAAUGCUUUAGGACAAAUCCUUCUUGCUCGACGAUUAGGAAAGACUGAGAUUAUCGCAGAGACUGGUGCAGGACAGCACGGUGUGGCCACAGCGACUGUGUGCGCAAAGUUUGGUAUGAAAUGUACCAUUUACAUGGGAGCUGAAGACGUAAGAAGACAAGCUCUCAAUGUUUUCCGAAUUAAGCUUCUUGGUGCAUCUGUUGUCGCCGUCGAAGCUGGUUCGCGUACACUUCGAGAUGCUGUUAAUGAAGCUAUGCGCUCUUGGGUCGUCAAGCUUGACACUACUCAUUACAUCAUUGGCUCAGCAAUUGGUCCUCACCCAUUCCCAACUAUCGUCAGAACAUUUCAAUCCGUUAUCGGCAACGAAACUCGAGCUCAAAUGCUAGAGAAGCGUGGUAAACUCCCUGAUGCUGUCGUUGCAUGCGUUGGAGGUGGUAGUAAUGCGGUUGGCAUGUUCUACCCAUUCUCAAAAGACCCAAGUGUCAAACUAGUUGGUGUUGAGGCCGGUGGUGAUGGUUUAGAUACAGAUCGCCACUCCGCUACUCUGACUGGCGGUACGAAGGGUGUUCUACAUGGUGUCCGUACAUAUGUCCUCCAGGACAAACAUGGACAAAUCUCAGAGACUCAUUCCGUAUCUGCUGGUUUAGAUUACCCUGGUGUUGGACCAGAAUUAAGUAAUUGGAAAGAUACUGAGCGUGCGAGGUUUAUUGCGGCCACCGAUGCCGAGGCAUUCAAAGGAUUCAGACUGAUCAGUGAGAAAGAGGGUAUCAUACCUGCUUUGGAAACUGCGCAUGCAGUAUGGGGAGGAGUAGAAUUGGCAAAAACCAUGAGCAAAGAUCAAGAUAUCGUUAUUUGUUUAAGUGGUAGGGGUGAUAAGGAUGUACAGAGUGUCGCAGAGGAAUUACCCAAGUUGGGUCCAACAAUCGGAUGGGAUUUGAGAUUUUAG
Molecule: messenger RNA, 2184 nt
Organism: Botrytis fragariae
Lineage: Eukaryota; Fungi; Ascomycota; Leotiomycetes; Helotiales; Sclerotiniaceae
Product: putative tryptophan synthase protein
Exons: 4
Coding region: 1-2184 (727 amino acids)
Biological process (GO): L-tryptophan biosynthetic process
Cellular component (GO): cytoplasm
Molecular function (GO): tryptophan synthase activity
Source: RefSeq, a predicted model, not a curated record